Molecule: messenger RNA, 1757 nt
Organism: Neltuma alba
Lineage: Eukaryota; Viridiplantae; Streptophyta; Magnoliopsida; Fabales; Fabaceae
Product: BTB/POZ domain-containing protein At3g05675
Exons: 2
Coding region: 146-1600 (484 amino acids)
Source: RefSeq, a predicted model, not a curated record
UCUUUCCCUGCCUUACCCAUCCCUCAAACAUUGAUCUCAUACCGGCCUUAAUCCAGGAAACCUUCCCACUCGAUCUUUUUUCCUUCCAGAUUUCUCUUCCUUAUUUAAUUUACUUCGCCUUUGAAUCUCUCGUCUCACCCGCACAAUGACAAUCGGCGGCCCCAAGAAGCGCCACCGCGCCACCGGGCCCUCCAGCAGCCGCCAUUUGUCCACGAUCGCAGUCAUCGACACAUCGCUCUCCGACAUUAGCGUCGCCGAAGUUACCCAAACCCGACGCCGUAGCCCAACCACCACUGGUGCCGGCGGCGGCAGUGACAGCUUCUUUAACGACUCUUCUACCGCCGACGUGAUCCUGCGCCUCUUUGUCGAUACCGCCUCGUCGACUGAAUCUUCCUCCGAUUCUCGCUCCGUCGACCAUUCCCCCUCCACCUCCGUCUACCUCCACUCUGACAUACUCCGCCGUUCGAAUUACUUCUCUGCUCUCUUAUCUGACCGAUGGAUGGGCCAGUCCAAACCAGAUGACUCCGAUAACUUGUUUAGACUUAAUCUUAGUGUUCCUUCUACUCCUGGUUCAAUUCAGUCCCAUCUCACGGUGCUUGAAUUGCUCUAUACUAAUGAUUUUGCUAAUACCAUUGAUAGUGCAUCCACUGCUCUCGAUCUCCUCGCAGUUGCCCUCGAAUUGUUGUUCGAGGAUUGCAUUCGUUCAUGCGUUACUUUCCUGGAGGCAGUCCCUUGGACGGAAGAGGAAGAGAAGAGAGUCUUGAACUUGAUCCCUUUUCUGAGUGAGGAGGAAUCAAAGGAGCUUCUUGCCAGGGUUUCCCCGUUAAGGGAGGAUUCGUGUGAAGUUAUGCUUGAAGGUUUGAUACUUUCGGCCAUUCACAAUUAUCAGAACAUGGCCUAUGUCAAGGCUUUUGUUGCUAAGAUUUUGAGGGAUUUUUCUUCGAGGGAAUCGGCCAAGCGGGUGCUGGAGAAGGCAUUUAACAUGAGCUUGAAGACAGUGAAAGAGUCCUUGGAGGAGUAUUCCAGUCCGGAUUUUAGAGGGGACCAUAAUGAAACGGAGGCGAUUCAGCGGUUGAAUUUGCACAAAGCCAUGACAAAUGGAAAGCAUCUUCUGUGGUUGGUGGAGAGAAUGAUCGAGCUGAGAGUGGCUGAUACGGCCGUCAAAGAAUGGAGUGAGCAGGCAGCGUUCACUGCUGAUUUGCAGAGGGCUUUUCGGGAUGAUGCCUGGAGAAAUAUUGCGCCGGGUCUCCCUGCUGUCAUGCUUCGGUGCACUUGCAAGUUAGCAAAUGCAGUUGCCGCUGGCACUAUCUUGGCUACUAGACCGGUGAGAAGAAAACUAGUUGAAGAUUGGCUACCUGUUCUAGUUACAUGCAAAGAUAAUGUUGCACCAAUGUUACCCAUUAACAAAUCAUUGUAUCUGGAGCUGGAAGAAACAUUUUUGAGGAUAAUCUCUACAUUGCCUAUGUCAGAUGCUCAAGAACUGUUGCAGCAAUGCCUCAGCUUCUCAACCCGAAAUGUUGAAGAUUGCCCUCACUUGGUGACUGCAUUCAACACCUGGUUUCGACGUGCAGCCCAACCCUUGAAACCAGAUCACUCAUAAAUGAGGCAAAUGUUUACGGUUUUUUUGUUGUUUCGCUUCUAGCCAAACAUUUUUCACAUGUAUAUCAAUGUUCAUGAAGUUUAAGAUGUGCAUAUUGGAAGUAACAAUCUUUUAGGUGAUAAGCAAGCUCCAGAACUUUGACUUUGUCGCCCUUUGA